Solea senegalensis (Senegalese sole) is the source of this 2560-nucleotide messenger RNA. It is a transcript of the gene zdhhc8b, whose product is annotated as zinc finger DHHC-type palmitoyltransferase 8b. The annotation marks the transcript as partial. Lineage: Eukaryota; Metazoa; Chordata; Actinopteri; Pleuronectiformes; Soleidae. The transcript is spliced from 11 exons. Gene Ontology annotation, biological process: protein palmitoylation. Gene Ontology annotation, molecular function: palmitoyltransferase activity. The record is from RefSeq and is a predicted model, not a curated record.
AUAAACCGAGGAGUAAGAUGCAUUGGACAGCUUAAUGGACAUCUUGGGUGCCCCUGGUUGACUAAAGUGGUCUCUCCCGUUGUGCCUCUCUACAAUGGCCUGGUGUUCCUCUUCGUCUUGGCCAACUUCAGCAUGGCUACCUUCAUGGACCCUGGCGUCUACCCCAGAGCGGAUGAGGACGAGGAUAAGGACGACGAUUUCCGGGCGCCUCUCUACAAGAACGUGGAGAUCAAGGGCAUUCAGGUCCGGAUGAAGUGGUGCGCCACCUGUCACUUCUACAGGCCGCCUCGCUGCUCGCACUGCAGUGUCUGUGACAACUGUGUCGAGGACUUUGACCACCACUGUCCCUGGGUGAACAACUGCAUUGGACGGAGGAACUACCGCUACUUCUUCCUCUUCCUCCUCUCUCUGAGCAUCCACAUGAUGGGAGUUUUUUCCUUCGGCCUCAUGUUUGUCCUCCACCACAGAGAGAGGCUAGGAUCGCUGCACACGGCCGUCACUCUGGUGGUGAUGUGCAUUGCGGGGCUUUUCUUUAUUCCAGUCAUGGGACUCACAGGUUUUCACAUGGUGCUUGUGGCUCGAGGUCGAACAACCAAUGAACAGGUGACCGGCAAGUUUCGUGGAGGAGUAAAUCCCUUCACCAGGGGUUGCUGUGGCAACGUGGAGUACGUCUUAUGUAGUCCUCUGGCACCUCGGUACGUGCUGGACCCCAGGAAAAAGCCCCACGUCAAAAUCCAGCCUCCGUUCAUCAGACCCGAUCUCUCAGACAGACAAAUAACCAUUAAAGUCAGCGACAACGGCAUCCACAGCACCAUCAUCAGCUCCAAGUCCAAAAGCAGCCUGGAUGAUCUGGAAGACAAAGACACUCAGCCGCCGCUGCCUCCUAAAGCUGACAGGUACAACCAGCUGAAAAACCAGCUGACAUCCAGCGAAGAGAGUUCUCUUUCUGGUAAAACGCACCCAUCCACUCCAGCGAUGUACAAGUUCAGGCCAUCCUUUGGCACCAUGCCUAAAGUCCACUACCACACUGCUGGAGAGAAGAUUACCAUGCCGGAUGAUCGGAGGACGUCAGCCAUCUUGGAAGAGGGCAUCCUUAGUCACGACUACCGAUCCGAGCCAAACCUCGAUCUGCCCGAGUACACCAACGCGACCCUCCACCGCACUUUCCAGUCCUCUCCACUCCAGCUGGACUCUGAGCCCGUCAGCUCGCGCUCCGUCAGCUUAAAGCAGGGUCACCGCAGGCUGGAGAAGGGCCAGCUCCUCGUCCUGCAGCCUCACACAGCCACAUCCACGCCCUACAAGAGUGUCUUCUCACCUAACACGCUCUCCAACCGCAACGGCAGUCUGUCCUAUGACAGCCUGCUCAACCCUAACAUCUCUCCAGCCACUGCCAGCGAAUGCAUGGCCCACCGCGGCAUGCCGUCCAUGGGCUUCCACUCGCCCUACCUGCCCACCAAAAUGUGCCACAUCCGAGAGCCUGAAAUGCAGAGGCACCAGGUUGCCCCCGUCGUCUACAGCCCGGUGAUGCCGCAGAGGGGGGUUGGCAGGCAAUCCCCGCACCAAAGGGAAAGGGACCCAUCACCAGUGCGCUAUGACAACCUCUCUCAGACCAUCAUGGCCUCCAUCCAGGAGCGAAAGCAGAUGGAGGAGAGGGAGAAGCGGCAUAUGCUGCGUGGGCACUCUCAGACUCACAUCUAUGCCCAGGACUCUGGCGUGUUUGAUGGGGGCUAUGGUUUGGCACAUAAUGCUUGCUAUCCAGAUGGGCCUCGUGGCCCUGGCUCCAGAGGCCCAACGCCUCCAGCCUACGGAGGCUCCAGGGACAACCUGGUGGGGGUCGGGCUGUUAAGCUAUGGCCAGCGGACCCCCGUGUUGCGCCACGCGGGCUCCGCACUGGGCCGCGCCCCUAGGACUUCAUCCACGUCCCUGCACACAGAUCACAGUAGUAGUAACAGCAGCCAGAGCAGGGUCACUGGCCUUGAGGGGCCCUAUCGCUCCCCGGCCCACCAGCCCCACUCCCCCGCUAUGCCCCGCUCUCCCUCCUACUCUCAUCAGAAAUUCUCCUACAUCAGCGCCCUUGAGAGGACAGACUCACCUCGUCUCGGGGGCCCAAGAGAGGCCAUGAAGGUUAACGGGCAGACGGACUGCCACCACGGCACCCAGGGCGCCAACCUCAGCCCCGGCCGCCACAGUAACGUCAAAAAGGUGACAGGUGUGGGAGGCACCACAUAUGAGAUAUCUGUGUAGGCCACCUCCAGUGACCACGGCCACUCCGUUAUCGAGAGAUUCUCUUGUUUUUGGUCUUGACGACGGAAGAAAAGCACCCCGUUUUUGGCGGUGCAGUCCAAUCUGAGGAUGCGUCCGCUCUUGUGUAGGUGUGUCUUGCCAAAUGCCUGUUUGUUUGUUCCUGAGGGAUUGGUUGUCAGGUGGUUGAGACUGUACUGUAUACGUGUGUGUGUGUGUGUGUGUGUGUAGUGUCUUGUCAUCUUGGUUGUGAGAGUUUUCAGACGUGUUUACGUGGAUAAGCAUAUACGUUGUUCCAAAUGUCACGCAAGGCGCUGGA